Molecule: messenger RNA, 3028 nt
Organism: Ornithorhynchus anatinus (platypus)
Lineage: Eukaryota; Metazoa; Chordata; Mammalia; Monotremata; Ornithorhynchidae
Gene: SYT12
Product: synaptotagmin 12
Exons: 8
Coding region: 432-1697 (421 amino acids)
Biological process (GO): cellular response to calcium ion; calcium-ion regulated exocytosis; regulation of calcium ion-dependent exocytosis
Molecular function (GO): clathrin binding; SNARE binding; calcium ion binding
Source: RefSeq, a predicted model, not a curated record
GUAUGGGAGGAUGAAGGCGGGGGGGGGUCCUUGUGAGUGUGUGUGUAUGCACAUGGUCGUGCGUGUUUGUGAAUGUGCGUUGCGUGCGGGCUUGUGAGGGUGUGUGUGUGUGCGGGCUGGUUGUGCGUGUUUCUGGGCUGGUGCGUGUGUGCGCGGGUGCGGGGAGGAGAGAUUGAAUGAUUUAGCCUGGAACAGUCUCUCGGAGAAAGAAUUAAAGCGGCCAACUACGGUUCCCCCCCGCCUCGGAUGCUGGCGCUGGAGUCGGGGCUGGGGGGCGGCGGGAGGGCGGCGAAGGAGCCGAUUUCACAGCGGGCUGCGCCGAGGGCCAGAGGGACCCCAGAGGGACCCCUGCUCCGGGGGGGACCCCCCGCUCCCGGAGAUGGAGCCGUGACGACCCCCGCCCGGAGAGGGGGUUGCUCCAGCUGAGGAAAAUGGCCGUGGAUAUAGCGGAAGGCCGGAUCAGUGUCAUAAAGAGCCCCCCGGGAUGGGAAGUCGGAAUCUACGUCACCGGGGCCCUGGUCCUGCUUGGAAUAGCUGCCGUGAACCUGUGGAAACUCUGGAAAUCCGGGAGCUUUCCCAUCCCUUCUCCAUUUCCCAACUAUGAUUACCGCUACCUCCAGCAGAAGUAUGGAAUGACCUACUCGGAGACCAGGAGGAAGCGCAGCACAGCCUGGGCCCCCUACCAGGGCUCGGAGAGGACGCCCCCCAGCCUCAAGGCGGGGCUGCAGAUCGACGACUCCCUGGAGAACGUCACCGAGCUGGGCACGUUGGAGCUGAUGAACCGGGACCCCGACUUGGCGCCCUUCGGCCCCCUGAGGAGAUCCCUGUCGGCCGACUCGCUCAGCUCCAUCUCCUCCAUCACCAACAACUUCGGCCAGGACUUCGCCCUGGGCCAGGUGGAAGUGACCCUGGAGUACGAGGUGGCCGUCCACGCCCUCCACGUCACCGUCCUGCAGGGGAAAGAUCUCACGGAGAAGGAGGACGCCAGCUUCCAGUCCUGCUUCGUGCGCGUCAGCCUGCUGCCCGAUGAACAGAUCGUGGGCAUUUCCCGGAUCCAGAGAAGCGCCUUUUCCAUCUGUUUUGACGAGAGAUUCUCCAUCCCCCUGGACCCUUCCGCUCUAGAGGAGAACAGCUUGAGGUUCUCGGUGUUCGGCAUCGACGAGGACGAGCGGAAUGUGAGCACCGGGGUGGUGGAGCUGAAGCUGUCCGUCCUGGACCUCACCGUCCAGCCCUUCACGGGGUGGCUCUACCUGCAGGACCUCAACAAGGCCGCCGACGCGGUGGGGGAGAUCUUGCUGUCCCUCAGCUACCUGCCCACGGCCGAGCGACUCACCGUGGUGGUGGUGAAAGCCAAAAACCUAGUGUGGACCGGUGGCAAGACGAGCGCGGAUCCUUUCGUCAAGGUGUAUCUGCUGCAGGAUGGCAGGAAGAUGAGCAAGAAGAAGACCGCCGUGAAGAGGGAUGACCCCAACCCGGUCUUCAACGAGGCCAUGAUCUUCUCCGUCCCGGCCAUCGUGCUGCAGGAUCUGUCCCUGCGGGUGACGGUGGCGGAGAGCUGCGGCGACGGCCGGGCCGACAGCAUCGGCCACGUGGUCAUCGGGCCGGCCACCAGCGGCAUGGGCAUCACUCACUGGAACCAGAUGCUGGCCACCCUGAGGAGACCGGUGUCCAUGUGGCACGCCGUCCGGAGAAGCUAAGGGCCGCAACCCGGGGGUGGGGACCCCAUCGGGGCAGGAGGUGGCACCUCGCCUGCAGGUCCACGACCGUCCCGGCGGGCUCCUCGAGCCUUGGCCUCUCGGCACCACAUACUCGCUCUCUUUCCCCGAUAACGGGAGGAGGCCGCCGCUUUCCAGCAGGGAGCAGGUAUCCCGCAGGGGGAGGGCUUGGCCGUCUUCGGAUUCUGCUUCCCCGAUGCCCCCUCCCCUCCGGGGGCCCCGGCCCUUUCCCAGACCACCAGCUGGAUCAGGAACGUUCCCCGCCUGCCGCCCGACUCCUCUCCCCUCACCGGCCCAGAUUUCCUGUGGCUGUGGCCCCGAGGAGGGUGGGAGACCAUGCCCACUCACCUUCCCUAAAUAAGUUUAGGCCCCUGGACUUCCGGUCCCAGGAAGGGGUCCCUGCCCGGUCCCCGGAGGGUCGCCGCGCCCCUCCCGCCGGAGAGGAGGUGGGCUCUGGGUGCCCGCUCUCUGGUCAGGACCAACCCUUGGGUGAUUCUGCCCCGUUGGCCUUGACUCUGUCCUAACUUCUCAGUCGAGCAGCCGGAAGCCCCACCCCACCAAUGGAGGGACAGCAGGCAGAGCACCCCCAAAGAGGUCACCCCACCAGUUCCGUCCUGUCCGAGACCUGGGCCGCGGACUGUGGAGGGACCAGGAUGCUAGGCCUUCGGUCUCCCCGGGGAAACGUACCCCACGUCUGGGCCGUCUGGACUGGGCAGCAAUCUCGGGGCCGGGAGCGGCCUUACUGUCCCCCAGCUCCGGACCAGGAGCUUCCCAGCAGCCCUUGGGCUGCGCUCUGCGCAUCCCCAACUCUGAGCUGCCUCGCGCCGUCUGAGAGGGUGAGCCACACUGAGCUGCCCCGUGACGUCUGAGGGGGUGAGUGAUGCUGGGUCACUCCAAGACAUCUGAGGAGGUGAGCGACGCUGAGCGUCCCCGUGACAUCGGAGGGGGUGAGUGACUCUUAGCCGCCCCGUGACAUCUGAGGGGACGAGUGACGGGUCCAGAUUCAGGGAGAAUGUGGAUGGCCACCCUCCUCCCCUCCCUCCCGCCCUCCCCAUCCAGUCUCCUUUUCUAUGAAAAGAGGCUUUUAAAUGUUUAUUUAUAUCCAACUCACUGACUAACUAUACUUGGACCUCAUCUUCUUCAAGCCACUCCAUCUCUCCCCGCCCACCUCAACGCCCCCCACCACCCCCGCCAGCCACCUCUCCCUCCCAACCUGUCUCUGCAGAGCCCAGGCAGUUCUACUCCUGCUGUGAGACUUUGGGUAAGUCAUUUAACUUAUCUGGGCCUCAGUUACCUCAUCUGUAAAAUGGGGA